Molecule: messenger RNA, 2131 nt
Organism: Hemibagrus wyckioides
Lineage: Eukaryota; Metazoa; Chordata; Actinopteri; Siluriformes; Bagridae
Gene: nudt8
Product: nudix (nucleoside diphosphate linked moiety X)-type motif 8
Exons: 6
Coding region: 139-1359 (406 amino acids)
Molecular function (GO): coenzyme A diphosphatase activity
Source: RefSeq, a predicted model, not a curated record
AACUUAAAAGGAAAAGAGAGUUCAGUAUUUGUCAACUUGAAAAAUUAAGGAGGCUCAGGCAUUUGGUCAAAACGGGGCAUUUCUAAGGAUCUGGCAACCAGUCCAGCAGCGGAAUAGCUUGUGUGUUUAUGCUCAAGGAUGUUUAGGAGUGCUCAGUUUGUGAUGUCGGCAUGUCUACCGGGGACCCAUAGAUCACUGUUUGGGAAGAUCUCCAUGAAGACAAAUCUUGGACAGGCAGUGUGCAAUAACCUCCUCAGCCAGCCAUUUUUUAUGGUCAGUGGUGAGAGAGCGCCACAGAGGAAACAUUAUAUAUCUGAGCCAAACAACAGAAAAUAUGUUUCACAAAAACCCUUUUCUUGCCUUGUCAACAGAAGCUGCUUCAAUCCUGCAAACACGACUGACUUUCGAUCGGUGUGUAAAAUAAAUAUCUCUCUACAGUAUUGUUCAUAUACCACUUUUUCAGAUCAUUUCAUGCCCAGGGACUGUGUUCCUAACAAGUGCUUACUACCUGAAAACCAUACCGGCAAACACAGACGUUCUAUGGAUAAAUGGAGAGCAGAUCUAAACAGCAGCAGUAAAAGCCAAAAGAGCUACCAUAACAUGGGGAGCACAUCCUUUACUAAAGGGUUAACUAAAGGUCUCUGGACUUCCUAUCGUGAGCGAUGGAGCCAUCAUGGACCUCUAAAAUCACAAAUGUGUGGUUUGCAUAUGAGAGUUCCACAGCAGGCUGCCUUUGAAGACUGUCUAUCAGCUAAGAAUGAAGAGCGCUGCAGAGAACACCUGCAGUCCAACACUGCACUGUAUGAGAAGAAGGGAGGCAAGAGCUGGGCAGCUGUACUUGUGUCUCUGUGCACAGUAGGGGGAGAGCCUGCCUUGCUUUUCACCCUUAGGUCCAGCAAACUGAGGGGAAAACACAAAGGUGAUGUCAGGAAACAGGAGUUACAAAGCAAGACAGAAGAAUAUUUUGCAGGAGGAAAGCAAGACCCCUCCGACAGGGACAUUGUGGAAACAGCACUGCGGGAAGCCAGGGAAGAACUGGGGAUUAAUGUGACUGAAAAUGAAGUGUGGGGGGUUCUGAAGCCACUGAAUGAUUCGUCAGGAAUGAUGAUUGCUCCUGUGUUAGCUAACCUUGGGCCGCUGGAGACUUUAUCACUCCAUCCCAAUCCAAAUGAGGUGGAGGAGGUCUUCACCCUGACUGUUGCCCAUCUAUGCAACCCUGAAAACCAAGGCUACACACAUUUCCGUAUUGGUAAUCGCUAUGGAUACACUCUUCCUGUGUUUCACAGUGAUAAGUAUAGAAUCUGGGGCCUGACUGCAAUAGCUUUGGACCAUACACUCAAACUCAUCAUGCAGCUGUAGAACCAACAAGUUUAGAUCCUUAAACAAAUUGUAAAACUUUAAGCGAUGACAUCACUGGGUGCUUGUGAUCAAAUCAUGAACAACUUUUGUGACUUUGGUGCUGAAAAGAAACAUACUUUUAAACUUUUAUUGAUUGUCGUUUAAGUAAAACUGCUCAUUAGACUUUUCUGGAAGACUGCAAUAAUAUAUAAAUAUCUGCAAGCAUUUGCAGUUGAUUGAAUUUACUGCUUUACAGAAUAUCUGUGUGGAAAACUCAUUAUCUGACUACUACCAAGACACUUUUUACUGGAUGUUACAGAUUCUAUAUAUCUGCUUUUAUAUUUCCAGUAAUCAGUCAUCCUCAUAUAAUGUGUACAAUCUGUUGACUAUCAGAACCCCACACCCCACCCCACCCAAUUUAUUUAAGUGCAGGAAUAAGUUUAGCAAUUUAUUCAACAAGAUCAUAGAGAAGACAAAGUAGGAAAACUAUGUCAUGGAUUUCCUGUCAAACCUACUUCUAUACAAUUCGUAAUAUACAGCUAGAUGUUGGAUUAUUUUACUUUGCUAAAACUGUAGCACCUUAUGAACCAAGAAAAGCAUUCAUAGUUUCUGGUUCUGUAAUAGCAUCUUUUAGAAGACCAUUCCAAAUUUCUUACUUUCUAUCGAUAUUUCAUACUCAACUGAAGAGAUUUUGAUUCAUACCCUACAAUUCCACAUACAAAAUUGCUCAAACUGAAAUAAGGUUUCCUCAAACAGUAACAUUUGUAAUUUAUAAUAAAAUUGAGAUAUUAAA